Molecule: messenger RNA, 516 nt
Organism: Haemonchus placei
Lineage: Eukaryota; Metazoa; Nematoda; Chromadorea; Rhabditida; Trichostrongylidae
Source: the annotation of a GenBank genome assembly
GAAAGUAGAGUACAAGGCCAUCGUCACUAUACCAGCGAACAGGAUUCAUGGUCAGAGCCAGUGAGUACUCACAAUUAGAUUUGGCAUACCUAUUUCACUGUGAAAAUGGUGAUUGAGCCCCUUCCUAGGAUCGAUUCAGAAUAUCACCCUAAGGUGGACACACCCAUCGAGGAGCACUUCAUUGGAAUCAAAACAAGCAAGGAGGCCGAAGAACAUGUGAAGGCUGAUGACUUUGCCCUUUACUACAGAAAUGAACGCAGUAACGAUGUUGAUUCGGCUAUACGAUUGUAUUUAGUGCACAGAAACACGAAAAAUGAGGUGUAUCACUUCCCAGUAGUGCGAUGUGAAGAUAAUGGUUUAAAGUGGUGGUUCGUCCAAAUCGGUAACAACAGAAUGCAAUCGUUCCGUCUACUAUCGGAUCUGGUACGAUGUUACCAUUUAUACCGUUUCACGGACGCCCGUAGUGGUCGAAUGGAAGUGUUCCCAUUGUGGCAACCGUUUCACGGACGCCCGUAG